AUGAAGAGCACUAGGAGUGAAGUGAAGAAGAAAUCAGAGAUAGGUUCUGCUAUUGAAGAGCUUUCUACUAUGAUCAUAAUUAAACCUGAUGAAAAUCAUGACUCUGCUCAUAUCCCCACCAAGCCUUUCCUUUCUGUUUGUUAUUUGGUGCUGCAAGUUCUUGAUAAGAUAGGACCAACAAUGGCUGUUUUGAGACACGACGUACACCAGAAUAUUAAGACAUUGGAACUGAUGCAUGAGUCAAAUACCUCAGUGAACUCGAAUCUGAUAGAGAUUUUGAAGUCUGAAGCAAAAGAAGGCACUGCAAGACAAGGGUCUAGCUGCAGUAAGGCCAUGGUUUGGCUCACUAGGACACUGGAUUUCACCUCGUCGUUGUUACAAACUCUAGCAAAAGACCCUGAAAAAAGAAUGGAGGAAGUAGUUGAAGAGGUUUAUGAAGUAACCUUAAAACCGUGGCAUGGAUGGAUAUCAUCAGCUGCUGUCAGAGUGGCUCUAAGACUGGUACCAGAAAGUAAAACAUUUAUGGAUAUUCUUAAAACUGAAGAGGAAAACUAUGACACCCUAAAGGAGAACAUUCAGAUGUUGGUUUCUCUGUUUGUGCCUUUUCUUGAGGAUAUCCAUUGUAUUCUAAGAUUGUUUAACUUGGACACGAUAAGGUCAAUCUGA
Messenger RNA from Sphenostylis stenocarpa, 666 nucleotides. The record is from the annotation of a GenBank genome assembly. NCBI's taxonomy places the organism in Eukaryota, Viridiplantae, Streptophyta, Magnoliopsida, Fabales, Fabaceae.